This is a messenger RNA of Triticum aestivum (bread wheat), 3409 nucleotides long. RefSeq lists its product as uncharacterized. The transcript has 3 exons. Lineage: Eukaryota; Viridiplantae; Streptophyta; Magnoliopsida; Poales; Poaceae. The record is from RefSeq and is a predicted model, not a curated record. The coding region runs from base 217 to 882 and encodes 221 amino acids.
GCAGUCCUCGGUCAAUGAAUACAAAUCGGUUUCUGGGCUGUAGAUCGUGCGGCGGCGCUCCCGAUCCCCGAUCCGAUCGGGAGCAGGACGACGGCGGCAGAGCUCCGGGAGGCGGGGAACGACGGGGAAGUGGCGGAGGUCGGGAUCUAUCCCGGCGGUUCAUAGUGGAGGCCGGCCGCGGCGGCGCUCCUGAUCCCCGAUCCGAUCGGUAGCAGGAUGACGACGGCAGAGUUCCGGGAGGCGGGGAAGUGGCGGAGGUGGGGAUGCAUCCCGGUCGUUCGUAGUGGAGGCCAGCGGCAGCGGCGCCCCAUGGCAUGGCGACUCGGUCUUCUGGGAAGAAGAUACGAGGGAGGGAGACGAGGUGAGAUGGAGAGAAGAGAAGGGAGAAUAGGGACUACGCGGCUACUUGCUGCUGGUCCGACGGCGGCUCCAGUCAUCGGAUCAGGCCAACUCUUGAUGGAUUUCCAAUGUGUUGCUGGCCUCCCAAUUUUUUCCGUCGUGCAGCCGCUCCCCGUCUCCCUGGAUUGUCCCAAGCUGGUCCGGCCGUGUGCUGCCCUGACAGCCGAGCGUGUGCUAUCCACGGAACACGGCUCCUCCACCCAGGACCUCCUCCGCAACGCCGGCGAGGACACUACUUCGUCCGAACCGAUCAUCACGACCACGCGCAGUUACCAGGACUUUGUGUUCUUUGUACAAAACAGUCAAGACCUCGAUCACUUAUUUGUAGAGCACAAGCGAAGACAUCUGCUAGAUAAAUGUCUUCCCAAGCUAAAGGCUCAUGGCUCCGAAGUACUAAUAUUCUCUGAGGUACUGAUUCUCUCUGUUACUCAUGCACCUAGCUUGGUUGCUUCAGAAAGCAUCAUGACUAUGAUAAAAAUAUGAUAGCAAUCAUGAGUUACAGAAAUUCUGCUUCUGAGGUGAUUUUGUGCCCAUGCUCACAUUCUAUCUUGAGUUUUGUGACCCAUAUUAUACGGUUAUCUUCUUUGUCUAUUCAUGAUUGUGUGGAGCUUGCAAGAUUAAUUCACGCUGGCUUCUUAGCUUUUCAUUUUUCAUAUUUGCCACAAGCCUGCUUUCAUCUCUCCCUUCCCAUUAUAUAGUGAAUAUGUAAUCUUAAAUCAUGACCAGAAAAAAUGUGCAAGUUCUACAUGUUUACUUGCAUGCUAUUUUUUUUACAGGAGCACCAUAACAUGUGAAAAAUUCGAAGAGCUUUGUGAAGAUUUGUGGGAGCAGCUCUGACUACAAUUAAGGAAGUCCCACGCAGCGGGCAUGAAGAUUGGUCACAUAUAUAUGUAUAGUAGAGCUGAUUGAGGACUUACACGGCACCCAAACUGCAGGUGAUUAUACUCUUCAUUGAAGACUUAUACUUUGAGGGGCUGUAAUGGUAAUGCAGGAAUGUUGCAUCGUUCAUAUCUACCAUCGACCAUCAUUACUUACUUUUGUUGUUCUUCUUGCUAUUGGCUGGUAGCUUUUAGUAGCAAUUUGGAUAAUUUUGUGCAUAAUAUUCUGUCUGAUUUUGGGGCAAGAAAGGUCGGGGAUUCUGCUGUGGGUGGAUCAUGGCCUCCAGAACAAUGCACACUAUAUAGUAGCCUGAGCAAGUUGUGGGCGGUGCCUUCAUAUGGUUGUUAAAUUGCUGCUCUUUUUCUAUAUGGAUUAAUGCGAAGCACCUCAAAUUUCUCUUUGAAGAAUAUAUGUUUCUUUUUGUUCGAUUUGAGUUCUUGCUCUCCCAGUUCAGAACAUUUAGGACGUGAUUUUGGAGAAACUUCGAGAGUAGGAAUAAGUCACCCGUCGUAUUCAACUUUGUAAUUAAAAUGAUUUAGAGUAGGAACCAGAGCUGAGAUUGUUACUUUUUAUGUAAUAAAACGGGUGCUAUAUCAAAUGAUUUUUUUCACAUAGGUGGGGAUUCAACUCUGUCGCUAGAAAAUGGCUAGAGCGUACUUGAAUUGUUGAAAACGUGGAUCAGGUCCUAUAGUAGCUAUCUUUGAUUUACAACCAGAGUUCACUUAUAAUUAUAGGAUGAAACUUUAUAUUAUUUUGCCAUCUUAUUUCGUUUGUAAAAGUAGCUGCAACAACUAGCAGUUUGAAUUGAUGCAUGCAUGCAUAAUAUAGACAACUAAUUAAUUAGCUUUUCAAUAUUAUCUGUCACUCCACUAUUUAUCUGUUUCUUCAGUGUACAUGCAUGAUAUUACAUGAUUAAACAUACCAUUUUUGAACUUCAUUUAGUUGUCUAUAUUAUGCUCUAUGUGCUAUUACCAACAAAAAAAGUGUUACCUCUGUACCACGCCUACCAAGCGUCUUAUAUUUUGGUAUGGAGGUAGUAUUUUUAGCCUGCAAAGCGACUCCUAUGCCCAGUGUGGCAAUAAUGUGUCUGCACCAGUGAAGAGAGAACUUGUUUUUUACAUUGUAAGAAACACGUUUUGUUUCUUCCCCAUCAUUUAAGUGUGUGCCAUGUUACUUUUGUUCAUGUUGCUGAAUGUACAUUUUCAGUAUUCUCAGUAUAUAUCUGAUUAUGAUGAUGUUCCAUACUGUUCUGGAGCCGACAACUUUUUGGACUGCUCGAUGUUUAUAACCAAUGAGACUACUUUUUUGGUUGUUGGCUGGAGCUAUCACUAUGACUGAAAUUUUCUUUUCACCCAAGUAAAUUUAUAUGGUCAUCAAAAACCAACGACAGGUCAACACUUGUCAGCAGUUUGCAAUUUGUAUUACAAUAUGCCUAAGCCAAUGGUCAGAUAAUGUUGUUUUUGUUAGGAAAUGUAGAAAACGUGGUCAUGAUUUAUGUAGAUUGGACAGUCCCUUCAAACUGCAGUCUUCGAUCUUGAGUGGACAGUCUAACUAUAUGUUUCCUAGAAAAUUGACUAUAGGUUCCAUGAAUUGACUGAUUAUUUUGGCCUGAUCAGAUUAUACUAGGUCUUGAUUUGAAGGUCCAGUUAAGGCAGCUGGUGCUGGUUUAUUUGUUGUAACACUAACUAUGUUAUUUAGACAACGACAUGUGGUCUUUCUCAUUCCUCGACAUUUUCCUUUGCUACCAAGAUUUUUCAUUCUAGGUUGUGGAAAAACGGAUGUAGCAUUCCUUCUACAAGUUGUCAUGAGCUGGGACAUAGAAGAAGAGAGCCGACAAGAAGUCGCACAUCGGUUCGCUCCGGUGUCGCUGCCAAUGGUGCUGCGCAAAGUGCGGAUUGCAGGCUCGAUGCGUAUGAGUCCGUCCCUACGUCCAUGACGUGGAAGCAAAGGAAAUCGAUACAAUUAGAUAGUAUAUUUGGUUAUGAAAGUUGUCUUUUGUGUGGCAGUUUUGCCAUUAUUUUGUAAAAGCUUUGAGUUUUUGUUAAUGUACUUGUCUUACUAAUCACACUUUUAACCAAUUCGUGCCAAGGCUAAUAGCCAAGUUCUGCACAAACUGCUCCUGUUUCCUUGA